UGCUUGGCACAACAAUGGACCCCCUCAGCAUAGCCAAUGCUGAAUUUUGCCUUGAUGUAUUCAAAGAGAUAAGCAGUAGCAAUGUGGGCGAAAACAUCUUCUUUUCUCCAGUCUCUGUGUUUUAUGCUCUGAGCAUGCUCCUUCUGGGUGCUAGAGGGAAGAGUGCUGAGCAAAUGGAGAAGGUGCUCCACUAUGACAACUUUCCAGAACUCUUAAAGCCAAAGAUGAAAAAUUCUUCUGAGUGCAGCCAAGGUGGAAGAAUGCAUCCUGAUUUCCGAGCUCUGCUCUCCCAAAUCAACCAACUGAAGUCCCUCAAAAUUGCUAACCAAAUCUACGGGGCGAAGGCGAUAACAUUUCACAAGCAAUAUUUAAGGUGUUCUGAGAAACUGUACCAAGCCAAGCUGCAAAGUGUUGAUUUUGAACUAUCUACAGAAGAGACAAGGAAAAGUAUUAAUGCUUGGGUUGAAAAUAAAACUAACGGAAAAGUCACAAACUUAUUUGAAAAGGGUACAAUUGAUCCGUCCUCUGUCAUGGUCCUCGUGAGUGCCAUAUAUUUUAAGGGAAAAUGGCAAAAUAAGUUCCAAAAAAGAGACACAGUGAAAGCUCCCUUUCACAUAAGUGUGGGUAAAAGUGCAGUUGUGGACAUGAUGUAUCGGACUGGAAAAUUUAGGAUGGCCUUUGUAAAGCAGCCACAGAUGAAACUCAUUGAGAUUCCCUACGACAAUAGCGAACUAAAGAUGGUCAUCCUACUUCCAGUAGGCACAACCAGUGUACAGCAGAUAGAAAAACAUCUGAGUGUGAAGAUGCUUCAAGAGUGGACCAGUCCUUCUAACAUGGUGGAAAGAGAAGUGGAAGUUCAUGUCCCCAAAUUCAAUCUUUCAGUAAAAUAUGACCUAAACUCCUUGUUGAAAUCCCUAGGCAUGAGGGACAUCUUCAAUGUGGCCAGAGCUGAUCUCUCUGGAAUGUCACCAGACAAGGGCCUGUAUUUAUCUAAGGUUGUUCACAAGUCAUUUGUUGAUGUCAACGAAGAAGGCACAGAGGCAGCAGCAGCCACUGGGGAGAGUAUUGCUGUGAAAAGACUUCCUGUCACGGAUGAGUUCACAGCCGAUCGUCCUUUCCUGUUCUAUGUCUGGCAUAAGUAUUCCGAUAUUAUGUUUGCGGGCAAGUAUGUUUCUCCAUAG
Acomys russatus (golden spiny mouse) is the source of this 1181-nucleotide messenger RNA. It is a transcript of the gene Serpinb11, whose product is annotated as serpin family B member 11. Gene Ontology annotation, molecular function: serine-type endopeptidase inhibitor activity. The record is from RefSeq and is a predicted model, not a curated record. NCBI's taxonomy places the organism in Eukaryota, Metazoa, Chordata, Mammalia, Rodentia, Muridae. The coding region runs from base 15 to 1181 and encodes 388 amino acids. Gene Ontology annotation, biological process: negative regulation of endopeptidase activity. The transcript has 7 exons.